CAAUCUGGGUCUGGGACGCGGAAGUUUUCAAAAAAAAAUGAUUCAAAGAUAAGAGAAGCCCCGGGAUUUGCAGAACCACCGGCGGCGAGUCUGAAUCUCCGAGACCGACAAAUUUACCCUCUUCCUCUUCUCCAAUUUCUAGGGUUUACUCUUAUUCCUUGUUUCACUCUGGAUGGAAGGGUGAAGAAACCCUAGAUUUCAGAGUGUGAGGAUCAAAAACCUUCGUUUUAAGAUGUUCAUGGAGGAGGCGACAAGCAAUGGUGAUUGUACAGAGAUUAAUCAGCGAAAUUGUUUGGUGGACAGUGAAGCCCUGAAUAAUUGGAGUGCAGGAGGUAGUGCUAUGGCUAAUUCUGCCAAUGCCAGUUCCAGAGAUACCAAGAAGAUUCAAACAUAUAAGCGGAGAAAACUUGGGAGAUCUUAUUCCUCGAAUAAAUGUUCAGAUAAUGAUAUAAUGUCCAUGGAAGGUGUUAGUCACUCAGGAAGCCGGGAGUCCAUCUCUUGUGAAUUAUAUAAUCAAAGGUUCAGUAUAGGAACUCAUCUUUCUGGUGAACUCCCAAAGCUUUCCAAUCCAGAUAAACCAUCAAGCGAAUCCAAGUAUGAGACCGCGACAGCUGGGUGCCAGCAUGUUCUGUCUCAUGUUUUAGCUUCAAAGGAGUUUGCAUCCCUAAAUAAGUUGCUUUCAGAAAAUCUUCAAGGGGUCAAGAUUGAAGACCUUUCAAGCAGAGCUCUGAUAGACAUCAGGAUGAAAGAAGGUGUUUAUGAAAGUUCACCUGUGCUCUUUUCAACGGAUCUUCAAGAGGUCUGGCAAAAAAUACAGGAUGUUGGUAAUGAUAUGGCUGUUCUUGCUAAUAGUCUCUUGGAGCUUUCAAGAACCUCCUAUAAUGAACAGUUGAAGCAGUUCUACACUGCGGAAUCGAAGCCUCAUCCCAAUGCAGAGGACAUCAGAAAUGACAGCGUUUAUGAUAUUUGCAAGCUAUGUGGAGAGAAGGCAGCGCCAAGAGAUUGUUUAGCAUGUGAUCAUUGUGAAGAAAUGUACCAUGUCUCAUGUGCACAUCCUGGUGGGAAAGGGAUGCCGACACACAGUUGGUAUUGUCUAAACUGUACAUCUAAGGGAAUUGGAGCACCUCACGAGAAUUGUGUAGUGUGUGAAAGGAUGAAAACCCAAGGGAUGAUGAAGAUGGAUAACAUAAGUGUUGAUACGAGUACAGAGUGCAAAGAAGAUUCAAACGAAUCUGAAGAGAAUUCAAGCUGUAACAUGAAUCAUGGGGUUCACCACGUAGAGAUGCAUAUAAAUUCUGAACUCUGUAGGACCUGUGGAACAAAAGUGGAGAGUGGCGGAAAGUACAUAACUUGUGAUCACCCUUUUUGCCCACACAAGUAUUACCACAUCAGGUGCUUGACUUCAAGGCAAAUAAAGCUACACGGUGUUCGUUGGUAUUGCUCGUCGUGCUUAUGCAGAAAUUGCCUAACUGACAAGGAUGAUGAUAAAAUCGUCCUAUGUGAUGGGUGUGAUGAUGCAUAUCACAUUUAUUGCAUGAGACCUCCAUGUGAAUCGAUUCCAAGUGGAGAAUGGUUUUGCACAACAUGUAAAGCUGCAAUUCUUAAAGUCCGCAAAGCGCGAAAGACUUUUGAGAAAAAGAUGGAGACGGUGGAGAAAGAUAAAGGAAGAAAAACAGGGAAUCUCGAGAGCAAACCGCGAAGUAAAGGCAAUGGAGAAUUGGAUAAAAGCGUAGGAGGAAUGGACAUGCUUCUAAACGCAGCUGACACACUGAAAGAUGAAGAACAGAUGACAUUCCAAUCCACCAAAUAAAGGAUUGGAAUCGAAAACUGACAAACAAUACAGCUUCUUGUCUCACAAGAUUUUUUUAAUUUGUUCAUCUUUCUAAAAAUCAAAACUUUAAUAUUUUGAUUCUUCUCUACAAAAGUUGUGUUCGUUUGGAAGACAAGAUUCUGAUGAUAAACCCUUCUUAGAUUGUAUUUUCUUAAUCAACAGUGCAUUUAUAAUGAAA
Messenger RNA from Capsella rubella, 2009 nucleotides. RefSeq names its product PHD finger protein EHD3. The transcript has 5 exons. The record is from RefSeq and is a predicted model, not a curated record. NCBI's taxonomy places the organism in Eukaryota, Viridiplantae, Streptophyta, Magnoliopsida, Brassicales, Brassicaceae. Bases 233 to 1810 code for a protein of 525 amino acids.